Phoenix dactylifera (date palm) is the source of this 1629-nucleotide messenger RNA. Its product is annotated as SNARE associated Golgi protein family. The record is from RefSeq and is a predicted model, not a curated record. Lineage: Eukaryota; Viridiplantae; Streptophyta; Magnoliopsida; Arecales; Arecaceae.
GUUUUGUUUUUCCCGUUCAAUCCGUCUCCGUCCGGGUAUAGGUUUUCCUCCGCUGAGAGGAAUGCCGUUGCUUCUUUGAAACAACCCCACCCUCCCCCUCCUCCCAAUUCGGAGUCUUGCUUGAAGGCCGACCCUUUACGCUUCCGCGAGCAGGAGGCUGGCAAGCAAACUUCUAGUUUGGGGUUUCUUUUUCACGAAAUCUGCCCGAUUUAUUGUUUUUCCCCCUUUUUGGGGUGGGAAUUGGUGUCUUGUUUUUUGGGUUCUUGAUCGAGGGAUUUUGAUGUUUGUUCGAUUUAUGUGCGGAUGACGUAUCGGGCACAAUCCGUGGAUGAUAUCGUGGUUUCGGGAGAGAAGGUCGUAAUGGGGGACGGAAAUGGGGACUAUGUGAGGUUGGAUGAUUCGGAGGCGGGGAGGUUUCUCGGGGUCCAGGAGCAAUGCCCCCCGAGGAAGUGCUGUUCUCUCUGGUGGUGGGCGAAGGUGGUUCUCUUGUGUCUGUGCUUGUUGGCAGGCGCGGCGGCUCUUAUUCUCUGCGCUGGCCCCGUUAUCAUUAAAAAGGUGGUUAUACCAAUUUUGGACUGGGAAAUGACAACUUUUAGCAGACCGGUUCUUGGACUGUUGCUUUUUAUUUCUAUUGCAUUAUUUCCUGCCCUAUUGUUGCCCUCUGCUCCUUCUAUGUGGAUAGCUGGGAUGACAUUUGGCUAUGGUUAUGGUUUUCUGUUAAUUAUGGCAGGGAUAACCAUAGGCAUGUCAUUGCCAUUUUUCAUUGGUUCUCACUUUCGUCAUAGAAUACAUAGGUGGUUGGAGAAUUGGCCCAAGAAAGCAGCUAUUGUAAGAUUAGCUGGUGAAGGAGAUUGGUUUCAUCAAUUUAGAGCUGUCACAUUAUUAAGGAUUUCUCCAUUUCCGUAUCUUAUUUUUAAUUAUGCGGCUGUGGCAACAAAUGUGAAGUAUGGUCCAUACAUAUGUGGUUCGUGGGUAGGAACAGUGCAUGAGAUAUUUCUUACAAUUUACAGUGGGAGACUGCUCCAGGCCUUGGCAGAUGCAACCAGCAGAGGUGGUUUCCUUUCAAUGGAGCAGAUCAUUUAUGAUGCUCUUGGCUUCAUUGCUGCCGUAGCUGCCACUGCAGCCAUCACGGUUUAUGCCAAGAGAACUCUUCAAACCCUCCAAGCUGAGGAUGAGCUCAGGUAACCCCAGGCAAUUCAUCAAAUUAUGCAUAGACCACAGAAGUUUAUGUUUGUGGUUGAGCAUUAAGGGAGCACUCUCUGCUGCUUUCUUGUUUGCCCAAAUACGCUAAUGGGCAUUCUGCUUAGCUGAACAAUUACUUGCGUGCACUACCUUCACUUAAGAGUUAGAUGGAAGGGGAGUCUGAUAUUGCUUUAUAAAGCUUCACAAUAAGUAGCAGAUGAGAAAAAGAAAGCUGUGUCUAUAUUUAUUUUUGUUUUUCAGAUAGGGAAGAAAAUGUGCAAGUUAUACAUCUCUUUCUUUUUUACCCUUUCCACCCUUUUCUGAACAAAAGGUUAUGGAUUGUAUCUACCUAAUCAUUGCUUGUAAAUGCUAAUCAUCUCAAGUUGUCAAGUUGUUAACAUGACAUUUAUUACACUAUUGAUCCAAAAUGUAGUGGCUGUUUUCCAA